AUGACGUCCCCAAAGCGACAUCACUUGCACCUAAUGAAGAGACCCAAAUAUGAAGAUGCCCAAGGCUCUGAAUCUUCACUAGUAGAAGAUCAGGACACUAAGCCAGUUAGGUCGAGAGCUAGGAGGGGAGGGCUCUCCCUAUUACCCACCAUGAGCUUGGAUGUUCUUUUCGAAAUUUUCGGGUUUUUGAAACCGCUUGACCUCCUCAGUCUAGCUCGCACGUCUAAGGCAUUUAGGAAUUUGCUUAUGCGAAAAUCGAACGCUUUCAUUUGGAGAGCCUCGCGGUCACUUGUUCCGAACCUCCCCGAAUGUCCACUAGAUCUGAGGUUCACGGAGAUGAUCCAAACAUCGCAGUACGAGGCUCUCAGUCUUCGGCUCAACGGUUUAGACUGUGCCGAGCAAACACUGGUCAUCGAAGAAACAAAGAAGGCCGUGCGUGCUAUUCGCGAGCACGCUGAUGCUUGCAAAGCAUGGCUCUCUGGAGUCAACAGGGCCCGAUCUGAUGAGUUACAUCAAAUACGAGAGUCGCGAAAACGAGUCAUCAAGGAGUGGUUGGAAACAGAAGGGUGGAAACCUGAGAUUGAUUAUCAUACUUGGUGGAAAAUAUCCAAACAUCGUGCCAUCAAAGAUUCACGGCCUCUUACUACUCGAAUUUGGAGCCGCAUCCGCCCAAUUCUAACGGAAUAUAUGUCAGAAAUGCGAACCAUUCGCAUGGAAGAAACGCUCUAUAAUUCCCGACGGAGGAUUCUCCUCCAGGCAUGGAUCGAUUUCUUGAGUGAACCUGCAUCAUUUCCGAACACUGACGUCGACGUAUUACCUCAUGUCGCUGACGUUGCGCGGUUCAAACCUUUCGACGACAUCAUCAGAUCACCCGCCCAUGUCGUAGUAGAGCGUGAUACCUUUUUACCGGCUUUUGUUGCUCUUCCUAACCUGGUGAGGAACUGGCGGAGACAGGUUGAUCAACAGCUCGCUGCAAUCAUCACGAAUGGGUACCCAAAGGAAUACGUGCCAGCUGGAGAUAUCCACCAACUUGCAACCAGUGUCUUUGUCUGCAACUCAUGUGAACAGUUCUUCUUCUGGAUUGAUGCUGUUGCGCACAACUGCAACCUUGAUUUUUCAAAGGGCUCAAGCAAGGAAAAGAAUGAUUCUUUUAAGGAACAAGUGACCCGCAUCGCAUAUUAUUCGCUCGGCUCUUCUCCGUGGUCUCCGAAAUUCAGGUCCUCCACAGUACUCGCCAUUCAUGUCAUUCGCAGUUGCUAUCAGGAUCCUCGGACCGCUACGCUUGCACAUAUGGACAACACAAGCGGCCCAUUUUACUGCUUCGCAUGUCAUCCUGAUGGCAAGACUAUCAUGCAUUGGAGGAAGGGCCUCGAACACAACCAUUUACACAACAAUCGAGAUCAAGUUUUUGAAGGUAGCAAGUCACGACUGCAAUCGCAGCUCCUAUCUGUGAGGCCGCCAAGAACAUAUCGAUGCCUUCUAUGUCGACGAAGUGUAGGUGCUGGUAGGCUUCUACGAAACAUGACUUGCCACAUCGAGGAACAGCAUGGCAUUUUUAGUGUUCGAGAAGGAACCCAUUAUGUGAAAGAGAUAGAUUCUAUCCCAGAUCCUAUCACACUGUCGUGGGACAGCGGACCUAUCUGGUCAGAGCAAAAUCCAUACUUGUGA
This is a messenger RNA of Suillus subaureus, 1668 nucleotides long. RefSeq lists its product as uncharacterized. Gene Ontology annotation, molecular function: protein binding. The transcript has 9 exons. Lineage: Eukaryota; Fungi; Basidiomycota; Agaricomycetes; Boletales; Suillaceae. Bases 1 to 1668 code for a protein of 555 amino acids. The record is from RefSeq and is a predicted model, not a curated record.